CCUUUUUUUUGGCCUAGUUUGAUUUAAUCUUUGAGGGGUGUGUACUUGUGUCAUUUUACAGUGUUAUUUUUGAUUUGUGGUCGCUGUGUGGGACAUCGCUGUAGUACUGUGGGGUAUCUUGUAUGAAAAUAAGUUCCUGUAUAAAAUUUUCUAAUCUUUUGGAUUGUUGGCGAGGCAGGAAAGAUGAUGACUGAACAAGAUUUCCCAAAUCCUCAGGUCACCACUACGGUGACCACUUCAAACACAACUGUUCAGACCAACAUCAGGUUUGAUCCCUUGUACAUCCGCACCAUACCUGGCAUCUUGAAAGUCGUGCAGAUUGUGUUGAACUUGCUAGGUUUCAUCUGCAUCACCAUAUCUCCGUACAGAUACCACUCUCGUAAUAGCUGGUUCAAUACGGUCGCCAUGACUGGCUUCUGGUUCACUGGCAUCAUGUUGGCACUCUACUUGUUCCACAUCAUAGAGAAGUUCUACAGGAUCCCGUGGCUCAAGAUUGAAUUUUGCUUCUGCGCCCUCUGGACCUUCUUCUACCUGAUUGCAGCAUCGUUGGCUGCCGAUCAGGGCAGAUACGACGAAGCUUCUGGGGCGGCAGCGUUCUUUGGGUUUGUGGCCAUGGUGGCUUACGGCUACGAUGCGUUCCUGAAGUUCACCGGCGUGCGCUCGGGCAGCCUGGCCCAGGGCGAGCGUGUCGUGUCCAAGUCCACGAGCACCGUCACGUCCCCGGCGUACUGAGCCGCGCGGCGUCGCGCCGCCGCGGCAACGCACUACAUUCCCUCCCCCCCCGCCCGGCUUCUCGUUCGUCUGCACUGCAGCUGUCCUCUCGGGUAUCAACCGCGAGCAAGUGGAAGAAGGUCUCGUCGAGACGUUUCGAGAGGACCACGUGAUGAGAUUUUUACUUUUUGUGACACUUGUCUCGUACUACUGGAAGCAAUAAUAUACAAGAUCUGUUUGAAUCUGCGCGGUGCUUGCUUAUGAGAAGUUUUCACCUUAUUGUUUGCGUGCGAUGCUUAUUUUGUUUUGAAUGUAUCUAUAUAAAUAAGUGAUGUGUAAGCUCUUAAAUUUGUCUGGUUCUCGGUUUGGUUCCCAGUUCGUGAAAAUCGGUUUUCUGUUUAACCUGCACGCUAUUUCCUGUUUAGAGAUUAAAUUUACAAUAAAAUACUGAAACUCAUUUAUAGCAGUAGCAACAACACACAAAAAUAAAUUGCACGUUACAUAUAAUGGGUAGGCCUUGCUUCCUGCGUUAUCAAAGGUCUGUUAAAAUAGUAAUUUACACUAAAGAUUUAUUGGUCAAGUUAGUGAUGUUUUUUUCAAUGGCAAAUGUUAGAUUUUUUUGUUCUCGUGGAACCAAGGACCGAGAUCUGGGACAGACACAUCUCUUAUAAAAACAAUUAAAACUACUGCUUUGCAAAAUACAUAUUAUGAAACAGUUUUGACUUGCAGUUCUUUGGGAGAUAUAUUUAUAAAUAAUAUUUAUCAGGGAAAGUUUUGGAAGUAUUUAUCUGUAAUGUUCAGAGAUUGGAAAAACAAUAUUUUUUUGUUAUUAAACUUUAUGUACCUUUGUAAACAGUAUUUAUCAUAGCUAAACUGUUACUUGUCAAAGUUUGUUAAUAGAUCACAUAUAAUUAUGAUGUGUUAUAGAUAUUGUAAUUGUGUUGUACAAAUGAGUAGAGCUAAUUGCUUUAAAUACUAGCAAAUUUUUUAAAUAGCUAAUUUGUUUUUCUUAAAUAUUUGCCUUUCUCACUAAUAAUUUCAGUGCAUUUUUUAUGGUUGAUAAGCUUUAAGCUGAAGUUAUUUUGUACUUUAUCUGUAGCUUGUAUAUACUAGCAAUCUUAGUCAGUAUUUAUUUGAGAAUUGUAAUUUUUUGUUAUGGACUUUUUUAUUGUUUUUGUUUAAUUAAUUUUUUUUUUCAUUGAAUUAUUUUAAAUGAUGUAAAUCUUUAAGUGAUCAUCAUAUAUUUGAAAUAAAAGUGUUAAGCAUUGUUAAUGCAUUGUCUCGUACCAUAUUCAUAACAUAAGUCAUAACUGUAUGGUUUUCAACAGAUUAAGUGAUAUGAUAUAUACCAGAAAAAAAUAUUUUUUUUCAUUGAAAUCUUAAUAUGUUUAUGAUUAAUAUCUAAAAACCAUUUGGAUAAACUAAUUUUUAUGUCUAAUAAAUUGCAUAAAGACUUAAGUUUUGUGAUGAUUCCAUUGGUUCUGAUUGUAUCUUGAUACAGAAUCUAAGAAAAACACAUGGGGAGGUUUGAAGUUAAAGUGAAUUGUUUGAUUAUAAGUGCAUGCUAAAUUUUAGCUAUGCAACUGAAGCUCUAAAAAUGGCCAGUGUAUUAUUCAGUUAUUUAGCACUAGUUAUGUGUUAGUAGAAAGUAUGUUAUGCGUACAACUCAACUAGCAGAAAUUUUGCAUUAGGUAGGUAUUUUAAAAAUGUAGGUCAUUAAUUGGGUAAUAUUUACAAGUGCUUCAGUAACAAAACAUUGCAUUACCUAAUUUUUAUUUUUGGUAUUUCUUGAGUUAAUGCAAAUAUUGUAUCAGUGGUCAGCAGUUAGCAUUGUUAGUUCGACAAUACAUAAUGAAUAAGACAGUGGUCUUAAUUCUGUUACAUGGAUUAUGCUUGUUACUGUUGCUAAUUUGGUGUUCUUAUGUUUUAAUAUGAAACACUUUAUUUUCUUCCAUAUUUUUAACACGUGAGAUUUGACUAUAGUGUGGAAAAAUGUACGAGAAGUAAAUCUUGUUCAACUGCUGUUAAUUCUUCUCUCGUCAUCAAGAGUUUAGCUGAUACUAUUAAGAGUACCAUUUUUAUAUUUAAUGAUUGUAUUGGUUUGCCAGCAGUGCUGCUUCAGUAUUUUUUUAAUUGAUAGAAGUAUUAUAUAUAUGAUCUCUCUCUGUGUGUGUGUGUACACACACACACGCGCAUUCAUACAUGCCUGGGCUUAGAAAAUUACAUGGCCUGUGAUUUCAAUUCUAUGGCCAUCUCUGAGCGAGUUCACAGACAUUCAGAACGGCUGAUAUCAGUAAUCAUUUAGGAUGGUUUUCAGCCAAUGUGUAUUUUGUUUCCCCCUAAAAUAUUUUAAUGGAAGUUCUGUGAACUCGGAAGCUUAAAUCUCAUGAAAGUUUGACAACCUGGGAGAAUUCCUGCGAUAUAACCAGAAUUAAACUUCCCCCCCCCCCCCCCCCCCUUCAAAUGUGGAAGUGAUUCUGCAAUGUUCAGUUAAUCUAUAGCACCACAGUGUUUUAGCAGUUGAAUGUUUAAUAAUAUAGCCAUCUUUUUUUUUUUUUAUUUAAAAGGAAACGUGGGUGCAUAUUCACAUUUAUAGCUGAAAUAUUGAUUAUUGUGUCAUUGGUUGUGCGAGGUGUUCAGCUAAUGCAUAUAAUCACAGGUAAUGUAAUACUAAGUAUAUAUCCUAAUUUAUGAGGAGAAAAUUAUCUACAACUUAAUUAAAAAAAAAACAGAUUUUUUUUUUAUCUGCUUACACAGUUUAUGUACUUUAUUUUUAUACCAGUUGAUACUACCAAGAAGUUAUUGUUAGUAAAAUUACUAGCAAUGUGUUGAUUUCAGUAUUUUAUCAUUUCCGAUUCCAGUGCAGAGCUUGUCAAUCUACUUAUCAGUUCGAAGGUUAGUUCUGGAUUAUUUUUCAAACGUAUUCAGUGUACCCAAAAAUGAUUUAUUAAAACAUACCUUAUUAAGAAUGUAUGAAACAUUUUAUUAUUUAAGUAGUAAAUGGGAUUUUGUAAUAACUUACAAUAAAAAAGGGCAUUUUGAAGCAUAACAAAAAGCAAACGCUGAAAUCUGAAAAUUUAUUUUAAAACCCUAAGUUCACUACUGGGUAAUAUGAUUGAGGCCAAGUAAGCAUGUUCCCAACAUUGUUUUAGAUUUAUUUCAAUGUCAUGUUGUAUGUAACAUUUAUUUCUAUACUAGAUUCUGUUCAAAGCUAUUUAUAUAUUCUCUUUUAUUCUAGGUCAACCAUUAAUUUGAAGUCACCUGAUAUUGUGGUAUGACGUAUGAGUGGUUUCCUGGUCGUGCAAGGUUGACUGGUAUUCAAAACCACAUGAUCUUGUGAUAGCGAGGUUCCUUGGUUGUACUCGAUUACCUCAUAUAUGAGGUUUCUUGGUACAUAUUUGAGUUUGCCUGGUAGUCACCUAGUUUGGGAAAGCAUCUUCUGGUAUUCAAAAGUCAACUAAUAUUGUGAUAUGUGUGUGGUUGCCUGAUUAUAAAGGGUUGCUUUGUUGUAUGAUGUAACCUGAUAUGUGAGGUUGCCUGGUAUUCGAGGUCUCCUGGUUUUACGUGGUCACCUUGUUAUACUAGGCCGCCUGGUAUGCAAGGUCACUUGGUAUUCGAGGUUGCCUGGUAUAAUUAGGUCACCUGCUAUCACAUUAUGCAAGGUUGCCUGGUAUUUGGAGUCACCUGAUUAUGUAAUGUUGCCUAGUAUUCUAGUUUAUCUGAUAUCAUGUUACUAGUUUUCCUGGUUGUCGGAGGUUGUCUUGUUACGCAUGGUUGCCUGGUGUGCAAGCUAGCAUACUUAAGCACUCUUUAUUUUUGAACUUAACAUUUUAAAACAGAUAUUCUAUAAUUAUUAAUAGUAACUUAAAAUUUUAUUUCUCUGAUUCUAAUUGCUAAUUGAAGAAUACUAAAAUGUAUUCAAAGUCAUGUUUUUUUUUUUUUUUUGGUUUUAUGAAGUUUUGAAUAAAUUAUUUUAGCAUUUAUAGUAUAAUGGUUUUUACAAUAAAUGUAAAACUAGCAUUGGAAAUCAGUAUUGUUGAUGUGGAUAGCUAUUUGAAAGUGAGAGAAAUUUUUUUAAAAUUAUUUGUACUGUGCUGAAUAAUUUAUGGGUAGAUAAAUGAAAAUGUUUUAAAUAACAAAAAAAAAAAGACAACUUAAAGCAGCAUAGUUGAAAAAUUACAGAAGUACAGAUAUUUAUGAAUUGCAUACCAUUUUAAAAAUAGUUUUAACUAAAACAUUAAAUUCUUAAGUUAAAUUUUUGGUACCUUCUGUGUGUUUGGCAUUCUAGUGAACUUAAUUUUUUUAUAUAUAAAUUUUACUGUGUAAAAGAAUUUCUUAUAUUAUGAUCUAAGGAGCAAUUUGAUUGGUGUAAAUUUACUAGCUGUACUUAGAGCAAAGGGCAAGAGACAUAUCAGGUUAUCACCAGUCAUAGUUAUUUCUUAGAGAAUGUAUUCAGCUUUGCUACUUUUGACAUAUCAGAUGAACGUAAAGAAGACUUUUUUGUGCACCUGUUCAAUGAAUUGAAGCUUUCAUGAGCUGGCCGGUGAAACCAAGCAGAUAAUUAAAAGUUUUAAAGUACUGUGUAUCAAUAUUUUGUGUAGCUGGAAACAAAUCCGUUGAAGGAAACUCUUCUUGGGAAGAAUUUUUGUCUGUUCAGUAGUGGUAUGCCAAUCACUUCCUCAGUCUUAAGCAUUUGAAAUAUUUGAUGUAGGAAAUGAGUUGAAGAAAAAUAUUUGACAUAGGAAAAUUCGGAAAUUCAAACACAACCACCUCUAGUGGAUGAGGCAUGUAAUUAUUUUACCCUGAAAAAAACUUGUCAGUAAUUUUGAGUUUUCCACUAGCUACAAUGCUUUCAGAAUUUGUUUAGCACUCCAGAAAACAUUUGUGACAGAUAAAUAAAUUUAUUAUUCGGGCAAAAUUUUCUUCAAAGCGUAAAUAUCUGUGUAUUUGCUUUUAUUUUAUUUUAAUUCGGGCUCCUGAAAUUAAUAUUCGUAUUCAAGGCAACAAUUUAAGAAUAUUUGGAUUUGAGAAAAAUUGUUUUCGGCCAACCACUGCUUUUGAGCGAUUUUUUUAAACUUAUUAUUUAUUUUUUAUUUAACCGAAUUUUUUUAAUAUAAUUUUUUGAAGCCUAAUAUUAUGUGACUUAAUUUAAUAUGAAGUGGAUUUGAAAAUUUUGAUUGUAGACCAUUCCACUUAAGAAAUUUGGAUAAGAUGUUUGUUUUCUCAAUUUGUUUUCUGUUUUCUGAUGGAGAAUUUUGGGUAGUGAAACAGCCGUUUUAAAACGUGUGUAUUGAGGAAAAUAAUUUUGUGGAUUUUUGAUGUUGAAUUGAAAAAUGGUGUUUCAGGAAUCGUGUUUCGACCUGUAAUCUAAAUGAAAUUUGUGGAAAAUUUAAAGUAAGGUAUGUUAGUAGUCAUAGUAAUUAAGUUUUAGGAGAAAGCAUUCAAAUAAAAAUUCAAGAAAAGAAUUACAGAAUUUCUUCAAAACUAAUCUUAGUAGAAUUAAUGCAUAUUAUCACACAUGUUGGUAGCCUUCACAUAGCUCAUACCAGGCCAUGUGUGUUGAAUUAUUUCAAGAUAGGCUUACAAUCAGGAAUGAUUUUUCAUAGUUGAUGUCAAAAAUGUUCAAAUUGGGAGAAAUGCACUGUGGAAUGCCAAAUUUGUUCUCGAUCUUGUGUCAGUUCCACAAAUUUAACAAACCGUGUAAAUCUUGGCUUGGAAAUGUGACAUAUUCUUGCUUGUAAGGUAUUCAAGGAAUUGUUCGUUGCUGCUGCAAUGUUCAGUAACUUGACGCAUAUCUGAUGUGUUCUGUAGCGAAGUAAAUUUCUUUACUAAAUGAUGUUUUGUACAACAAAAUUAAGUUCUUGGCAGGGAUGUGUUAGUUUAUAAUUUAAAAAUUGAUCAAGUUACCUAUUUGUAAGAGGUCUAAACCUUAUUAUAUCUUACUGGUAAGGGAUUUAAUAAAUCUAUUGUUGAUACUCAACAUGUGCAAAGUGAAUAAGAAUGGUAAAAAGCCUGCCCAAGAUGGAAAUGGAGGUAAAGUGAUGGUAAUAGAAAAAUAAUUUGCCAGCUCAUUGAAUAAUAAUUACUGCCUUAUUGCUAAUGCUGGCACUUCCAUACCAGUGCAUUAAUGCAAUCUAAAUUCAAGUGAUUUUUUGCUGUUUUUUUUAAUAAAAAAUAAUGUCAAUGGUGGCUGUUAUAAGAGUAUGUUUUGCUGUAAAAUUUAAGUACAUUUAGAAGUCCUGUGUUCAGUUUCUGCUUUCACACUGUGUACGUUUCAAAACUAACAUUGCUUGUACGUCUGUCAUGUUGUGUGAAAAUGUGGAAUUAAUGCAGUAUAUAUCCACAGUACACAGUAAAACAUGUUACAAUGUAACAGUAUGUCUAGGUGGAUAAUUAGUGGAGCUAGACAGAUACCGAUUUACAAUCAUUUAAUUGGCCAAUAUUGUCUGAUGGAUUGUCACAAUCGGAAUCAUGGCCGCCGAUAUUUCACGCUGAUCAGCUACCGUAUUUUUCUGCAGAAGGGUAGCCCCUGUGUAUGAAUCGCACUAUAUAUCUGUCUUCAGUAGAGUCCACAGAUACAAGAAAGUUAUAUUAUGCGUCUAAGUUAAUUGUUCUUCGGCGCAUAAGAAAUAUGUUACUUUUUAUCCUUGGUCCUUUGUCAGCUUUCUGAUUUACUACAUUAUUUACUCUCCCUCUUCCAAACUUUAUGACCCAUUCUUUUCCUGCGCCACCUAACAAAAGACAACGUAAAAUAAUGCUAUUUUUUAUACCAGUGUUUCCCUUCAUGUCUAUUGCAUAUAUUUUUGUUUACCUAGUCCCUUUCCCGAAGAGAGGAAAGGCAUUAAGCUAAUCUUUGUCAGUUGCUUCUAUAAAAACUAGCAUGCUUGCUGGUAAUGUAUUUUUUUGUAAGCGACUUGUGUUUGAUGUAAUCAAAAUUUUUCGAUCAUCUUUAGAUAUUGCAUGUUUAAAACUUCACUGUGGUAUUUGAUAAAAGUACAGUUUAUACUUCAUACUGCAUUUGAAAUAAAGGUUUGCAAAUAAACCAAUUUUUCCUAGUUAUGGGUUACAUAGAUAAACAAUGGCAGAUAUUUACUGUGUUUGGUUUCAUUUAAAUGUGAAUAUUGUUCCAAACAGAAAAAAAAAUAAAGGAAAAAAAUAAAAACAAAUGCUAUUCUUGCAGCCCAUUAGACAAUACCAGCGUGAUUUUAUUUCAGUUAGCAGUGUGGUUGCAAGUAAUGUACAGUACAGCUCUAUCAUUCUAGUCAAUGGUUCGACACAUUCUUUAAUCCAGCACCGAUAAAGCAGUUUGCUUUCAGGUCUUCUCAGAUGCAGGGUUGGCUGAUUUAAACCACAGUUUGAACAAAGUGGUUUUUAUAUUAAAAACAAAAAAAAAAUUUUUAAAAAACAGAAUAUCAUGAUAUUUUUAAUGAAAGUUUAAUUCCACUCUAAUAAAAAAGUUUGCUCAUUAAUGUUCGCUGUGAUUUACAUGAACAAAAAAAUAUGUACUAAUCAAGAUAUUAUCAUUUAAAAUUAUCUGAAAAAGUUUUAAAUUAUACCCAGCUAAAUACUUCUAUAAAAUUAAAUAUUGAAUUGUAGUCGGUGCAAAAAAAGAAUAAAUAAAUAUAUUAUUAAAAAAAAAAUUCAUAUUCUGUGGGAAAUCCCAGACUACUGUAAAUCCCCAUUUCUGUGAGAGAAACACUCCUGUGGGGAAAUAUCCUUUGUGGUUAAGUUCCCGUCAGAUUUGCAGAUUUGCAGUUUUGCAGGACUUCAGAUCUUUGAUGAUAUAACUUUUCUGGAUCAACAUGAGUGGCAGAGAGUGGAAUGUUGUGUGGCUUUCAUUUGAACAUGCUGAGAAACAAAAUAACUAAUGUAUGGUAAUAAAAAAAAUGCUGGUUUGAACCUAAUUAACUUGGUUUAAAUAAAAAAAUUUGUGUGCUGAAUCCUCAUGGGAUGGAAAUGAAACUUCUUGCUUAUUAUUAGGUAUAGAAAACAUAAUUCUCUUUGGCUGAGGUCAAAGGUAAAAAAAAUUGUAAGUAUGUGAUUGUUAAAUAAUGUUGUUGCGCAAGUGUGCAAGUAUGCUGCGUCAUUUCUACCUCUCCCCUGCUGUCUCUUCCUACACAGGUUCCCCCACCACGUACCUAACUAUAUCUUUCAUGUGAUCUGAUUUUUUGUAACUUUCAAAACUCUCGGCAAAGAAGUUUAACUUAAAAGACCAGGGGUUACUUAUAAACCUGCUCAGUAGCUUACGGCUGUUAUCCCCGGCUGCCAGGUUGAAUUGCUGUGCUGCCCACAUUUCUAAUUCACUCAGAGUUUAUCGCUACUGUCGAUUAGCAUUUCAUUACAGUGUUUUCUGUUUUAUUUCAGUCCCCAUUUAAAAUUUCACAGGUACAUUUCCAUAAAAUUUGUUUAAGAUCAACCACUCUCAUUUGUCUUUUCUUUUGCCAACAACAGACAUUAUCAGCUUAUUUCAACUUGUUUUAAAUAGUACCAUUGUAACUGUAUGUUCGUAUUUAUUUGAUAUUCCUGCCUGUUAAAACUACAAUAGAACCCUCUUUAAGAAAAAGCAACUUUUUCCUGGAUAUUAGGUUUUAAAAUCACUGGGCCUACUAAUACAUUCAUUUUUAUUCUUUUAAAAAAAUUUCGCUGUUUUAAAAGUAUAAAUUUAUAUGUACCCUGAAAAACCUCGUAACAGGGCUGCACUGUGUAUUGACGUUCAAUAAUCCGUCGCGGUAGUGUUCCGGCAUGUGGCAGAUCUAAACAACCUCCUGUGGAGUCAUUGUGGAAGUAGACUGCUGUGUUGGGAGAAAAUUAAAGUGUUUAUCUGAUGUAAAGGUUCGGCUUUACUCACCAUGGUGAGUUAUUAUUUUUUGCUAAUUUCUGAUUUUUACGAAGAAAUAUUUUAAAAAUGUGACUUCAAAAAAUUGUAUACUUUGCCUAGCUGAAAAGUGUUUGUAUAGGUGACUUGCCGGACUUAUUUAUUUGUUCAUUACAAAUAUCAUGUAGCAUAUAUCUUUCAGAUAAAAAAUUUGCAAACCAUGCAGUGCUUGUAUUGUGAAACAUUUGUAGGGAUUGUCCACUAAUCAAACUUGGCGACAAUGAAAAUGUGAACACCGAACAUUGGGGUAAAGCCGGACCAUAAGUGUAUGUUUAAACGGGCACUGUUUAUGUUCCAUUGCAAAGAGUCUUCACCAUUUUUUUGCUGAUGUAAAUCUGUAUGUGUUAAAAAGCAAUUAUGGCAAAACACAAUUCCAAAUUUUGGUAGCUUUAGCAUUGGUAUUUGUUCAAGACCUCAUAAUGUGCUUGAUAAGCUCACAAGAAUAGUUAGCAAGGAAAGUGGAAAAUCAAAAUGUGUCUGUGUGUAGUUGUAAAAUAAAUGUGUUGUACAGAGAGAUAUAAUUGUAACUAAAGUUAAUUUUGAUGUAUGUAUUUAACUUACUAACAUCUAAAUGUACAUAUUCUAACGUAAUAUUUCCAGAGGGACCAGAUAGAGCAACGAUGUUUGUGUUUUUUUUGUAGCAGUUGAUUAGAUUGCAGUUUUAUACCCAUGAAGAAUAUAAAUGUUUGUAGUAGUAAAGUUCUUGCUUCUCUCAAAUAAUAAUGUACAUCUUAUAUAAAACUAUUAGGUAAAGUUCAAGGAACAUUUUUGUUUUUCAAACUAAGCUGACAACAUAUACAAAUUUUUACAUUCAUACAAUAUUGUUGCAAAAAAUUUUUCAGUACUUGUGUACCGUACUUGAUUUUUUUUAGUGUUGCCAGCUAUCCAAAAUGCUGUUGCCAAAGCUCUAUUGUGUUUGUAAUGAUAAGCCUUAAAAAAAAGCCUAAAAAAGUUUCAGUAAAGAAAUAUUGUUAUUACCGUAUUUACCUGAGAAUUCUGCAUCUCUGAAUAUAAUGCGACCCCAAACUUUUUGAUUGAGAGUCUAGGAGAAAUAAUGUAGAAAUCACAGUUAAAAUAUAAAAUUAUGGACAGGAAAUCACAGUUAAAAAACAAAGCACUUAAUAUUAAAAAAAAAAUUAAAUAUGUAAUAAAAUUUAAAUAGUUAAAUUUGCCUAGUUGAGUUUGUCACAACACUAAACAAUAGUACUAUAUACAUUAACACUUAUUUGACAUACCUGUUGAUAUAUUAACAGAGUUUGUUAUGAUGCUGGUAAGAAUAAUCAUUCACUUUGUGUCUGCAAUGCUGCUGCUGCUACUGCUGACACUGCCGUUAUCUUCGUCUUGCCAGCACAGAUCGUCUUACGUGCCAUUCAUGGCACGGAUGGUUUCGUAAUUUUACCCAGUCGGUGUCGGAUAAUAGUCACCCGUAAGCAGCCAAUCACUAUACUGUGGCCGAAGGUGGUUCUUAAAGGCUUGAUUACGACAACGAGAACUUGUAGCUGGCUUGUCAUUCCAGCUGGUAUAACAACCAAGUCUGUGUUAAAAUUAUUUAUCGUAGUUUUAACCUCAGGUGCCAGAUGUGCACGAGAUGCAUCAAGGACCAACAUUAUACUUUUCUUCAGAAGUACACCCGGGUGGAUAUUCCACACCAGUCGUAACCAUUCUUGCAUUAAAUCACUCGUCAUCCAGCCUUGUUCUUGACAACGAAUGAUUACGUCCGGCAGAAAUGCUUCUUUGGGAAGAGUUUUCGUUUUUAAGAUGGAUGUUGGCAGUUUCUUGCCAUCUGCCGAAACAGAUAACAUCACAGUGACUCGCAACUUCUCAUUUCCAGUUGUGCGCACGGUGACAGCCAUUUACGCCUUUUGUUUCAACGGUACAUAAUGUUGCUGGGCAUGUCAAAAUACACUGCCAUUUCGUCAGCGUUUCCAAUUUGGCUGUACAAAUAAUUGUGUUGUUUACGCAAACCAAUCACAUGGUGCCUAAAGUUAAUCAAUUUCUCUUGUGAAAUCUUUUGGCAGUUUUUGCGCUAUUCUUGUUCUGCGACGCAAACAAAAACCGCAAUGGUGCAUCAUUCUUAAGCACCAACCAGUACUUGAUGGAAGCUAGUCUGCGGAACGUUCAAUUCACGGGCAAUAUCUUUGGCUUUUAAUUUUAUUAUGUCUCGUGAAAUUGGAAUUCGGUCUCCUCUCUUCUUUACCGCAGGGGUUUCAAUAUCCGAGAACCGUCCCUUUUGAGGCCUUCUGAAUGCUUUCCUCAAACCAUUUGCAUUCUUGAGAUGAAGAAAAUGCCCCCUCCAAUUACGCACGUUGCUUUCAGUAACGUCAUAUUUACGAGCAGAUUGGCAGUUGGUUUGAAUUGCGUGAUUUGCCACUGUAAUCUUAAAGUUAGCAUUGUAACUUCGUCUCAGUCUUAAUGACAUUUUAAAUUGUGAUCUCCCACGCGCCUCUACACUAUCCAUUUUAUAAAAAAAAAUUUCCCUUUCCUACAAUGCAAAACAAAAGUACAUACAAGCGACCAAACGACAAUCACUUCUAAUCAUAGAAUAAAGAGUAGUGCUUCUAAUACUGACCCAAGCGCUGAUUAGUAGUGCUGUUACUUCACGCUUUGGCCGCAUCACUGGCACCGGCGGUGACCUUGACAUAGUUGUCUUGCCGUUUCAAAACAUUCUUCCAGCAGCAAAGAUACAGGUUUCCGUGUAUACUGCGACCCUUACUUUCAGUUUAAGAAGUUUUGACAAAAAUCAUCGCAUUAUAUUGAGGUAAAUACGGUAUUUUGUUUUAUGGAUGAUAUGGUGUAAUGUUAGUUAUGGUAUAACUCGUUGAGAAGCAAACACAUUUGUUAGUUAAGUAUUGCUGUUACAUUUGCUUGUAAAUUAUUAAUUGGAUAAAGAAUAAUAUUUUGAAUACUAUAAUAUGAAAUCACCUUUAAACCACUCACUAUUAAAUACUAGGAGAAUUAUUUAAUAAUAUUUGUGUAAUAAUUUGGUUAUCAUUCACUUAUUCAAGUUAAAAAAAAAUAAUUUCAUUAUGUUCUCAGUUCAGAAAUGCAGUUGCUGAAGAUACUGUUUAUUAUGUGGUUUAUUUACUUUUAAAUUCAGUUUGAUAACAGUGUGUCACUAUUACCACUACUAACUAGUAUGUGAAGUAGAACUUGUGUCUCAAUAUGUUACAUCAAUUUGUUUUUGAGUUGUGCUUGAAUUAAUUAGUUGGCAUUCUUAAUAAACUAGUGACUUCAUUUUUGGAAUUUAGUGUCUAAAAUUCAUGGAGCUGUGAAAGGAUUCUGAUUCCCAAAAUAACUUUGUUGUUUUUUGCUAUUGUUUUAACUGAAUCUUUGAUUACGAUGAAACUUAAAAUUAAAUUUGAAAAUAAAUUAAUUCUUUGGCAGGUAUUACAAUUACCUAACAUUUUUGUAUUUUGAUUGGUUGCUGGAGUAACAGAAGCAUCAACAUAAUUGAGCUAUUAUGUCCUAUUUACAUUGCAUGUAGUGCUAGAUAACAUGUUUGGGUUAAGAAUACAGUACGUACUUUGGCAGUUCUGAAAUUUAGUUGAGAAAAAUAAGAAUCACAUAUUUUUUUUGAAUGGACUGUCUUAAGUUUUUUUUUUUUGCUUGAUCAAUUUCCAAUAUGUGCAUUGUGAAAAUGUUAUGCUGUCUGCUGUUCCCAAAAUAAAGUUCAAUAUUGGAUUUGGUUUCACUGCAUUGUUAUUCCCAACAUCGUUAAAGAGAUAAAUUGCC
Molecule: messenger RNA, 13318 nt
Organism: Bacillus rossius redtenbacheri
Lineage: Eukaryota; Metazoa; Arthropoda; Insecta; Phasmatodea; Bacillidae
Product: CKLF-like MARVEL transmembrane domain-containing protein 4
Exons: 5
Coding region: 184-732 (182 amino acids)
Cellular component (GO): membrane
Source: RefSeq, a predicted model, not a curated record